Messenger RNA from Gasterosteus aculeatus aculeatus (three-spined stickleback), 2484 nucleotides. RefSeq names its product ankyrin repeat and SOCS box containing 8 (gene asb8). Gene Ontology annotation, biological process: intracellular signal transduction. NCBI's taxonomy places the organism in Eukaryota, Metazoa, Chordata, Actinopteri, Perciformes, Gasterosteidae. The record is from RefSeq and is a predicted model, not a curated record. Gene Ontology annotation, molecular function: protein binding.
CCCCCUUGUCAGCAGACAUCUUAAUCUCUCGGAAUUCAAAGAAAAUGAGAGAUUAUCUGAAGUUAUCGCUGCGUAAAUUGACAGUUGGUCAUUAAAUGCUCCGAUACGGGUUCUCCCCUUACAAAGCAUGUAACGUUACGUUUUGCCGGUUGUAAAAGUCUCCUGCAAGUUUGUGGUUCUGGUCUGUACAGAAUGUUUACGUGCUGGAGGCGGAGGGCGCGGCCGCGGGCGCUGACGUGUUGUGUUUAGGUCGAGGCGAGCAGCUAAAUGUCUCCUGCAAACUGAGGACCAGAACAGUGUUGCCACGGCCUAGGUGCCAUGGUCCUCCGUUACCCAUGAGCUCUACUAUGUGGUACAUCAUGCAGAGCAUUCAAAGUAAAUACUCCUUGUCCGAGCGGCUCAUCCGUACCAUCGCAGCCAUUCGCUCGUUCCCACACGACAAUGUGGAGGACCUCAUUCGUAAGGGAGCUGAUGUGAACCGGAUGCAUGGCACGCUGAAGCCCCUCCACUGUGCCUGUAUGGUGGCUGACGCUGACUGUGUAGAGCUGCUGCUGGAGAAAGGUGCCGAGGUGAAUGCUCUGGAUGGAUAUAACCGAACCGCGCUGCACUACGCGGCAGAGAAGGACGAGAGCUGCGUGGAGCUGCUGCUGGAGUACGGAGCCCACCCGAACGCCCUAGACGGCAACAAGGACACGCCGCUUCACUGGGCCGCCUUUAAAGACAACCCGGAGUGUGUGAGGGCCCUGCUAGAGAGCGGGGCCUGUCCCAAUGCGAGGGACUACAACAGUGACACGCCUUUGAGCUGGGCGGCAAUGAAGGGCAACCUGGAGAGCGUCAAAGUGCUACUAGACUACGGAGCCCAGGUCCACGUGACCAACCUGAAGGGCCAGACCCCCAUCUCCCGGCUGGUUGCCCUGUUGGCCCGGGGGCUGGGCACUGAACAAGAGGAGGAGUGCUUGGACCUGCUGUGCCGGGCGGCGGGGCGGUUUGAGAUCCGACGGGCCGACGGCACCCUUCCCAGGGAGCUGAGUAAGGAUCCCCAGCUGCUGGCGAGGCUGACCAACAUGGUGGCUCAGGCUCCCACGCUUCGCUCCCUGGCACGCUGUGCUGUCCGCCAGAGUCUUGGGGUCCAGUUCCUUCCCACCGCCGUAAAGGAGCUUCCUUUACCAGAGACCAUCAAAGACUAUUUACUGCUGAGAGACUGAGGGGAUUAAACCAUUGGGGAGCUCUGAGAUCUCACGGAGUUCAUCGUACUUCAUUUAUUGGCAAGGAAAUGUCGCUUUGAAAUAUUGUAUAUUUUCUGACAGCCCUCAUUUACCUAUCCUGGCAAAUGGGUACAGAGUUAUGCCCCGUAAGACAUUUAGCCUCUCCAAAUCCCCUUUUUUUUUUUCUUUUUUUUUUUUUGUUAAGUUAGUGGUUGAACAACAUCUGACUGAGUGGUGCUGAUUGGUAAGCCUGAUCAGUUCCAGUUGAUUUUUUUUUUUUUUUUUUUUUAAUCAAAAAAUGUACGCACAUUUUGGAAGCUCGCCUGUUUCAGUCUUUUCACGGCUCAGUCAGGACAGAAAGGAACUAUAACGACGGGGUUGUUGUUUUGAGUAGGCUUAUACUUUUAUUUGGCUAAAUGUACAUUAAGUAUUUUACAUUUUAAUGCUUAAAUGUAGUUAAUUAUGGUUUUGUCACAGAGCAUGAGGAAAGUCUUAAAUGUAGAGUUUGAUGGUAUAAUUAGUCUAUCCUCGUGGCGAGAUUAGGUUUAAAUGUAUAAUAGAUUUGCUAAAUAGCAACUAAUGUCUAAUGAUGCAGGCUUUUCAGAAAUUCUGUCAAGAUGAUGCAGUUCCUGAUGUAUCGCUCAGGAACGAAUGUUUUGUCACUUUGGCAGUUACGAGGAGAAAAAAAAAUACCGAAAGGUUGUGCCAAACGGGAACAGUUUUUAAUUUGGUACCGUUUAUGUAGGAGGAACAAUGUUUCAUACUGUUCAUUGGUCUCAUGAAAUGUACCAGGCAGACUAAUCUUCAUCGAGCCCUCUGAAAAUGUUCCUCUGUUGAUAAAUGUUAUGUCAACAGGCCUGCUGAUACAUGUGAUUUGCUAUUUAUUUGGACUUUAUUUUAAUCAAGGUCAUCCUUGCCAAGGAGGAAUAAGUGUUCUUAUUUCUCUCCAACUGAUGUUUUAAGUCUUUAGUGAAGUUUGGGUUUUGCUUCCAGUUCUAAAAUUUACUGCAUAUGAUAAAAAAAGACUUUUACGUAGAAAUUAAAUGUUUAAAUGUAAAAACAUGAAAUGGCAUGAUUACAGUUUUUCUCUUGAAAUAUUCACUAAAUUUGAUUGCAAACUGAGUUUUAUGUUUGUCAUGCCAUCCGUCGGAAAUCUGAUCAUCUCUGUAACUGGUUUUGUCUUCUGCCCCUAAACCCCUAAAGUAACGUCUUGUGUACACCUUCAGAAGUGCUUUGUUUUUUCUUUGUUAAUGGAAUUAAAUGCCAUUUCUAUUCUUUU